Ciona intestinalis (vase tunicate) is the source of this 956-nucleotide messenger RNA. RefSeq lists its product as uncharacterized. Gene Ontology annotation, cellular component: plasma membrane. The record is from RefSeq and is a predicted model, not a curated record. Lineage: Eukaryota; Metazoa; Chordata; Ascidiacea; Phlebobranchia; Cionidae.
AAACGCUGUAUCCUUGCAUUUAAACAUGUUGUAUUUCUCCACUACUUAUAUCACGUAUCCGGUGCCGGACAAAGUUAAUUAAAAGGUUAGCGCUAAUUAAGGGAAACGGACACGCAUAUGCGACAACAUGGGACAUGCCGAAUCACGGCUUGCUUAAAAAUAAACUGCUCGUUUGCACGUGAACAGUAUAUACGUGCGCAUUUGUGUUUUUACAUGCGAAAACACCAAAAAAGGAAGAAUACUUCAGGAGUCGAAGUAUAAAAAUCAGAUAUAGCAGAUUGCCAGAAACAGUUUGCGGAAUAUUCAGUAUCCGAGUGUAGUCAACAAAAAAACGGAGCUUAGAAUAUAAAGAAAAUUAAAAUGGUGAAGUCCACUGAAUUGGCUGCAGUUAUUAUGUUUGCGUUUAAUCUAGCCGCAUGCGCCUCGUGUCUCUUCACAACCGGUUGGUUCGUGUACACAAAAGACGGAAUUUAUCACCAGAAAGGCUUGUUUCUGUCUUGUUUGGAUGGUUCUUGCAACAUUGAUAUAGUGUCUCAAACAGUUGUUGCCAACGUCACGCUUGGUUUGAUGUCAGUUUCUUGCCUUGGAAUGCUGCUCGGCCUUGCUUGGUUGUUGGUUGGAAUUGUUCACGAAAAGAGGCAAAUUGUAAAGAUCGGUUCUGCUGUUUACAUUCUUGCAGGUAUUGGAUCGUUUGCGGCUGUCAUGGUAUAUACAGGUCAAACACUGAUUUCAAAGUCGUCGCCUCCGCCCUUUGGAUACAGUUACGCCUUAGGUUGGGUGGCAGGCAUCGGCGGAAUUGUUUCUGGCACGGUUGGUUUACUAGCGAGUAAGAAGACAUACGACGUCAUAUAAAAAUGUCUGUAUUGAGCAAUUUGAGUGAAACUUUGUAUAUUGUAGUCACAACAGUGGGUGUGUGGUUUGGCACAGCAGUUUUGUAAUAACAGUUUAAGCAAAUA